This is a messenger RNA of Talaromyces rugulosus, 1716 nucleotides long. RefSeq lists its product as uncharacterized. The transcript has a single exon. The coding region runs from base 1 to 1716 and encodes 571 amino acids. The record is from RefSeq and is a predicted model, not a curated record. Gene Ontology annotation, cellular component: fungal-type vacuole lumen. Gene Ontology annotation, molecular function: metallocarboxypeptidase activity. NCBI's taxonomy places the organism in Eukaryota, Fungi, Ascomycota, Eurotiomycetes, Eurotiales, Trichocomaceae.
AUGGCUGAAACCCCCAAUCAGUCUCGAGAUAAGAGCUCGGCUAGCCCUUGGUUUAUGCGCAGCGCACUUGCAAUUGGCCUUGCUGUAGUGUUUAUCGCACUUCUUAACAAUGCCAGACAGUCCUCUACCUCACAUUGGUUGGAGUCGUACGGACCCGGAACAGAGUCCGAGACAUGCCAGCAAGUACCGAAGCUGUCCCCAACAAAUAAACGAGUCGAGACAUACAUUCGUGAAACGGUCCAGUCGGCGGAAUACCAGCGAGAAGUCAUCAAAAAGCUCUCGGGAAUUAUUCAAAUCCCAUCUGAAAGUUAUGACGAAUUGGGACCCAUUGGUGAAGACGAUAGAUGGGAUAUAUUCUUCCAAAUAGAGAGUUAUCUCAAGGAUACCUAUCCCACGGUAUUUCAGAACGUCAAGCUAGAUCAUGCCAAUACGCACGGAUUGAUCCUGACAUGGCAAGGCAGCGUCUCUCCCUCGCAGGCCAAACCGAUUCUCUUGCUGGCGCAUCAAGACGUGGUGCCGGUCCUUAUGGAGAAUGUGAAGGAUUGGACUCAUCCGCCAUAUGAUGGUCACUACGACGGCGAGAUUAUCUGGGGUCGCGGUGCCACGGACGACAAGGGCUACCUAAUAUCUAUCAUUGAGACCCUAGACCUUUUGAUCAAGAGCGGAUUUACACCAAAGAGAACAGUUAUCCUGGCAUUCGGCUGUGACGAAGAGAUCAGCGGCGAAAAUUGCGGAAGACCCAUCUCGAAUUUCCUGCACGAGCAGUACGGAAACGAUGGGAUAUACUUGAUCAUGGACGAAGGGUCCACAGGUAUCCAGAGAGAAUUCGACCGGUCUUUUGCCAUGAUUGGUGUCGCAGAAAAGGGCUAUUUAGACGUCGGAAUCAACGUCUCGUCGACCGGUGGCCAUGCGAGUAACCCGCCGGAUCAUAAUGCCAUUGGCAUCCUGUCGGAAAUUGUGGUUGCAAUUGAGAACAAUCCAUUCCUGGGAAAAAUCACUUCGAAGAAUCCAAUGUUUCAUUUCUUGGAGUGUGCCGCCGUCUAUGCUGCUGGGUCGAGCUUCCCAAUGUCGGAUCGCCGCACGCUGAGCAAGGCUGCUGCCCAAGACAACAAUAUCAGCCAGAAGCAACUCGACCAGGCACUCGGCAAUAUGAAAUACCACUUCAGGACAAGCCAGUCUAUGGGAAAGAUCAACGGUGGCGUCAAGAUUAAUGCCAUCCCAGAAACAGCCUCUACAAUGGUCAACUUGCGCCUUGCGGUUGAAACUAGUAUUGCUCAGGUUGAGGCGCACUACGAGUCUCUAGUUAAGACAAUUUCUAGAAAGCAUGGAAUGGUAUUCAAAGGCUUUCAUUCUACAUGCGAUCCUUCCGUUUCACGGAAGAUUUGCCUGUUCGGAGUAGACGCCUUAGAGCCAGCUCCCAUUUCUCCUGCUGAUGCCGAAUCCUAUCACAUUUUGUCUGGCACCAUCAAGAAUGUCCUCAAGCCACUUGGUCAGGAUGACGAGCUUAUUGUAACACCUUAUUUAAUGCCAGCAAACACCGAUACCAAGUUCUUCUGGGCGCUGACCAAGAACAUCUACAGAUUCACGCCUGUGAAUCUAGUGGAAAACCUGAACCGAGCGCAUACGACCAAUGAAUUUAUUCGAGCUGAUGAAUUUGUGCGAGAGCCUCUAUUUUUCGCAAGCUUAAUUCUAAAUUCAGAUGACGUUGUGGAUUAA